AUUACCUCACUAUGCGGACAUACGCACUGGGACAAUCCAAGUAUAAUCCUGUUGAAAGGGGCAUAGCAACACUAUUCGGAAAAUUGGCAAGUAUUACUCUACCAAUUGAUCACUUUGGGACACAUCUAGAUACACAAG
Molecule: messenger RNA, 138 nt
Organism: Funneliformis geosporum
Lineage: Eukaryota; Fungi; Glomeromycota; Glomeromycetes; Glomerales; Glomeraceae
Source: the annotation of a GenBank genome assembly